Auxenochlorella protothecoides is the source of this 1590-nucleotide messenger RNA. RefSeq names its product RuBisCO large subunit-binding protein subunit beta, chloroplastic. Gene Ontology annotation, biological process: protein refolding. The record is from RefSeq and is a predicted model, not a curated record. Gene Ontology annotation, molecular function: ATP-dependent protein folding chaperone; ATP binding. NCBI's taxonomy places the organism in Eukaryota, Viridiplantae, Chlorophyta, Trebouxiophyceae, Chlorellales, Chlorellaceae. The transcript has a single exon. The coding region runs from base 1 to 1590 and encodes 529 amino acids.
AUGCAGGCGGGCGUGGACAAGCUGGCGAGCGUGGUAGGCGUGACCCUGGGCCCCAAGGGUCGCAACGUGGUGCUGGAGACCAAGUACGGCUCCCCCAAGAUCGUGAACGACGGCGUGACCGUGGCGCGCGAGGUGGAGCUGGAGGACCCCGUGGAGAACAUCGGGGCCAAGCUGGUGCGCCAGGCGGCCUCCAAGACCAACGACCUGGCUGGGGACGGGACCACAACGGCCACCAUCCUGGCGGCGGGCAUCAUUCAGGAGGGCAUGAAGAUCGUGGCGGCGGGGGUGAACCCCGUCCAGGUCAUCCGCGGGCUGGAGCGCACGGUGACGCACCUGGUGGCCGAGCUGGCCGCGCUUUCCACCGAGGUCUCCGACAACGAGCUGCGCGACGUAGCCACCGUGUCGGCCGGCGGCAACGCCGUCAUCGGCGAGCUCAUCGCGUCGGCCAUGGCGCGCGUAGGGCGCGCGGGGGUGGUGACCAUGGAGGAGUCCAAGACCGCGGAGGACAGCCUGCAGGUGGUGGAGGGCAUGCAGUUCGACCGCGGCUACAUCUCGCCCUACUUUGUCACCGACCCGGAGCGCAUGGUGGCCGAGUACGAGGGCUGCCGCCUGCUGCUGGUGGACCGCAAGAUCGCCACCGCGCGCGACAUGGUGGGUGUGCUGGAGGGUGCCAUCCGCGGCGGCUACCCGCUCCUCAUCAUGGCUGAGGACAUCGAGCAGGAGGCGCUGGCCACGCUGGUGGUGAACAAGCUGCGCGGCGCGCUCAAGGUGGUGGCCGUCAAGGCCCCCGGCUUCGGCGAGCGCAAGACCUCCUACCUGGAGGACAUCGCCAUCCUCACCGGCGGCACCGUGGUGAAGGAGGAGAUGGGUGUGUCCCUGGACGGCGCGGGGGAGGAGGUGCUGGGCACGGCGGCCAAGAUCUCCGUCUCCAAGGAGAGCCUGACCAUCGUGGGGGACAGCUCCACCGCGGAGGCCAUCGCUGCGCGCGUGCGCCAGAUCCGCAACAUGGCCGCCGAGACGGAGGCCGAGUACGAGAAGGAGAAGCUGAACGAGCGCGUGGCGCGCCUGUCCGGCGGCGUGGCUGUCAUCCAGGUGGGCGCCCAGACCGAGACUGAGCUGAAGGAGAAGAAGCUGCGCGUGGAGGACGCGCUGAACGCCACCAAGGCCGCGGUGGAGGAGGGCAUCGUCACCGGCGGCGGCUGCACCCUGCUCCAGCUGGCGCAGCGCAUCGACGCCUUCCGCGGCAGCCUGGACAACGACGAGCAGCGCAUGGGCGCCGACAUCCUGCGCCGCGCGCUGCCCUAUCCGCUCAAGCUCAUCGCCUCCAACGCGGGCGACAACGGGUCGGUGGUCAUGCAGCGUGUGCUGGACGGCGGGUCGCCCGCCUUCGGCUACAACGCGGCAACUGGCGCGUACGAGGACCUGCUGGCCGCGGGCAUCAUCGAUCCCGCCAAGGUCAUCCGCUGCGCGCUGGAGAAUGCCGCGUCCGUGGCCAAGACCUUCCUCACCUCCUCCGUCAUCGUCACCGAGAUCCCGCAGGAGGAGGGCGCGGCAGCUGCCCCGGCCGACGGCGGCUACGGCGGCUACUGA